CGGGCCAACAGGUUCACGCCUCCCGCCUUCAUCCGGCCCAAGAGGGAGCUGCGCGAUGAUGAGCCCCCCGACAUCAGCCUGCAGAGGGAGCAGGUCCAGAAUGACGAGAUGUGUGAGAUCUGUGAGGUGUGGACAGCCGAGAGCCUCUUUCCAUGUCGUGUCUGCAGCCGGGUGUACCACGACGGCUGCCUGCGCCGCAUGGGCUACCUGCAGAACGACAGCGCCGUGGAGGUGACCGAGACAGCGCACACCGAGACGGGCUGGAGCUGCUACUACUGCGACAACCUCAACCUGCUGCUGACGGAUGAAGAGAUGUACAGCCUGAUGGAGACCAUGAAGCAGUGCAAGAUCAUUCCAGAGACCUCCCUGUCCCUGGAUGACUUCCUGCACUACAAGCACCUGGUGCACAAGCAGCAGUUUGAGCAGCCCAUGGCCGAGGCACAGGAGGAGCAGGCAACCCUGCAGUUCUCUGCCCUGGACCCUGACAAGAAGGGGCACGUUGAGUGGCACGACUUUCUCUCCCACGA
Molecule: messenger RNA, 527 nt
Organism: Nestor notabilis (Kea)
Lineage: Eukaryota; Metazoa; Chordata; Aves; Psittaciformes; Psittacidae
Gene: PHF24
Product: KIAA1045 ortholog
Exons: 4
Molecular function (GO): calcium ion binding
Source: RefSeq, a predicted model, not a curated record